Messenger RNA from Drosophila kikkawai, 922 nucleotides. RefSeq names its product Tetraspanin 42En (gene Tsp42En). NCBI's taxonomy places the organism in Eukaryota, Metazoa, Arthropoda, Insecta, Diptera, Drosophilidae. Gene Ontology annotation, cellular component: plasma membrane. The record is from RefSeq and is a predicted model, not a curated record.
GGCAAUAGGGCUGGCGUUCAUCAGGGCACUGACUUUCCCUCGGACAUCGCAUCGGGCCAACUGCGCAGCGGAAAACAGGUGCGGGACCACGGAUAACGCAGUGGUUAAUUUUAGCGAUUAUUGAUUGGCAACAUGGCCUGCCGCACAUCCUUCCUGAAAGGCGUUCUCAUCAUACUUAAUGUCCUGCUUUCGUUGCUUGGCGUGACUCUGAUUGCCCUGUCGAUAUAUGAGCUGAAUAGCUCCACGCCGGGCACCUUCGAGCACAUUGCCAUUGUUGUCCAGAUCUUCGUGGGUACCUUUGUGGUCUUGACCUCGUUUCUGGGCUGUUUCGCCGCCGCUCGGGAUUCCCUCGGACUCGUGUGGAGCUUUGUGAUUUGUAUGCUGAUCCUGCUGUGCCUGCAGGUCUACAUCAUUGCGGCGGCGCACUCCACGGACUAUGUGGAGCGGUCCAAGAGUGACUUCCUCGCCAUCUGGGCGGAUCAGAAGGCCAAUGUCCAACGCAUAUCCCUCAUUGAACAGAAGUACUCCUGCUGUGGUCAGUCCGGCGCCCACGACUAUAUACUGCUGGGCCGGGGCAUACCCAUAAACUGUUACAAAGCCUUUGAGAGGCAAGGGAACUCCUUAUUCAGCCAGGGAUGUCUGCAGGCGGUGCAGGACCAUGCCACCGAUAAUGUGGCCAUCGGACUUGUCAUCAAGUGGCUGCUGCUGCUGGUGGAGCUCGCCGCCCUGGCCGCCGCCACGCACUUGGGCAUCACGGUGCGCAACGAAUUGCGGCGCGAGAGAUUCUAACAGGUCGCCCAUAGCGGACUACGGAAUCCCGAAUCACCCCAAAUAAACCGAUAUCUAUGAAUUUUUUAUAGCAGUUUGAGAUGAUCUGGAGGCAGCUGAGGCGUGGAAUAAGAAAUAAACCAAAAUGAAAAUA